Lotus japonicus is the source of this 1125-nucleotide messenger RNA. RefSeq names its product isoleucine N-monooxygenase 1-like. The record is from RefSeq and is a predicted model, not a curated record. Gene Ontology annotation, molecular function: oxidoreductase activity, acting on paired donors, with incorporation or reduction of molecular oxygen; monooxygenase activity; heme binding. NCBI's taxonomy places the organism in Eukaryota, Viridiplantae, Streptophyta, Magnoliopsida, Fabales, Fabaceae. The coding region runs from base 1 to 927 and encodes 308 amino acids. The transcript is spliced from 3 exons.
AUGAACUUUGGAAAUGCUACUUUCACAAUACUUAAAUAUGUUUAUGCCUUUUCCAUUUCUGAUUUUGUUCCAAUCUUGAGGAGACUUGACUUGGAUGGCCAUAGGAGCAAAAUCAUGAAAGCUAUGAGGAUCAUGAGGAAGUAUCAUGAUCCCAUUAUUGAUGAUAGAAUCAAACAGUGGAAUGAUGGCUUGAAGACCGUUGAAGAAGACUUACUGGACGUGUUGAUCAAACUCAAGGAUGCCAACAAUAUACCAUUACUCACAUUGAAGGAACUCAAGGAGCAAAUUAUAGAAUUGGCGAUUGAAAUGGUGGACAAUCCAUCAAAUGCUUUUGAAUGGGCACUAGCAGAAAUGAUAAACCAACCUGAGUUGCUCAAACGAGCCACUGAAGAAUUGGACAAUGUAGUUGGCAAAGAGAGGCUUGUCCAAGAAUCAGAAAUUCCUAAGCUCCAAUUUGUUAAAGCUUGCGCAAGAGAAGCUCUUCGACUUCACCCCAUGGAGUAUUUCAAUGUUCCCCAUCUUUGCAUGAAUGACACAAUGGUCGGUGACUACUUGUUCCCAAAAGGAACUCAAGUACUACUAAGUAGAGUUGCUCUUGGUAGAAACCCAAAAUUCUGGACUGAUCCCCUCAAGUUCAACCCGGAACGCCAUCUCAAGGAGGGUAUUGAUGUGGUUUUGACAGAGCCAGAUUUGAGGUUCAUUUCCUUUACCACAGGAAGACGUAGUUGUCCUGGAGUAGCACUUGGCACCACAUUGACUGUAAUGUUAUUUGCUAGGAUGCUUCAUGGCUUCAGCUGGAGUCCACCACCAAACGUAUCAAGCAUCGAUCUUGUCCCGUCCAAAGAUGAUCUCUUUCUAGCUAAGCCACUUUUACUUGUGGCAAAACCAAGAUUGGCUGCAGAACUCUAUCGAACUAAUGAAAUUUAAGUGAUUUUUGAUCAUGAAGGAUCACAAAAUAUCCAAUCUAAUAAAUUAAUGUAAAAGAAAAAACCCCAAAUAAAAGAUAGUUAUGUCAUGACUAUCUUAGUUUCCGAAUUCUAUUUUUCAAUUUUCUCUUUGUUAGCAUGUGCUGUUCACAUUGUAAAGCCAUGCAGUUGUUGAAUUCCUCAAGUAUUUUUUUUGAAA